GCCGACUUCUUCAGACACAAAACUUGAACAGCUGUUCCCAUGUUUUGUCCGUCAUUAUCUGUUUAAAAUCCCACCUUUAUUUUAUUUAAUUUUCCCUUUAAGUUCAAAUCCUAAAUCAGAUCGAAACAACUGAUUAGUUUCUAACCAAGUCGGAGAAAAUGUCGCAAGAUCACGACGAGACAGAGAAGAAAUCAUACGCAAACGCUGUCGGUUCCAAUGACGAUGAUGUCGGAGAAACCGUCAACGAAAGGACGAUGAACGGUGACCGCAAAACGGACUAUGUGAAGAUUCAGGAGGAUGAGUCGGAGAGUCUCUACUCCUUGGUUUGCAUCACGAUCGGUUCGAUUCUGUUUCCGGAUUCCAAAACCGGGUAUACCUCGUCUCCUCUGCUUCAGCGAAUAAGAUACUCUGUCGCUGAAAAUGGGCCGAAACUUCGAGAAGCUUCUAAGAAAACUUCUAAGGAGAUUCUCCAAUGGACUCGUCAAGGCAGUUACCUUCGUGCACUCCUUGUCAUCACUAUGGGAACAAUAGUUCUUGUUACAACGAUGGCUUUGGUUGUGUUCAUGCUCUUCUUUAUAGCUGCGACAUUCAAUGCAAUUAUAAUCUCUCUUUUGGUUUCGCUUGCUGCUGCUGGUGGCUUCUUGGCUCUCUUCUUUAUCUCCUUGGCUGGUAUUUAUAUAGGAGCCUUAUGCGUUGCUGCUUUUGUCGUCUCUACUGUUACAGUUUCAGCCGUUGUUUGCGUCUUGAUUGCUUCAGGUUGGAUUGGGUUCUUCUAUGCUGUGUGGUUGGGAGCAAGAGGAAGCCUGAGGCUGGUGAAGCAAUCGCUUUCAGUUAUGGGAGGUAACACUUUCAGUCGUCAGGUUAACAUCGAAUCAUCUAGCUAAGGAGAGGAUCAUUCUCUUUUCGGUUUUUUCUUUUGUUACAAAUGUCUCAGUCUAAAGAGUUUUGGUUAAAGCGUGUUGUUAGUGGAAAGUUUUAUAUAGAUGUUUAUCUACUGAGCUUGUUGUGAAUAAGCAGAGAACCGGAAGAAUCGUCUUGAAUCAAUGUCUGUUUUGGAUUAUACUUUUGGAUCUUUGUAUGCAUGCAUUUGUGUGUUUAUGUAGUUAAGAAUGAUGAAUAAUAUAUACAUGAAGGAUCUCAACUCUGA
Messenger RNA from Eruca vesicaria subsp. sativa (arugula), 1147 nucleotides. The record is from the annotation of a GenBank genome assembly. Lineage: Eukaryota; Viridiplantae; Streptophyta; Magnoliopsida; Brassicales; Brassicaceae.